ACCAAUGAAUGGAGACGGGGAGGAAACACUGACCGAUAGUUUUGUUUUUCCACAUUGCUUUCCUCUUUCUGGCAGCAACUUGGUUUAUAAAUGCCAUGUAGUCGCAGCUGUGAGUGGAUCUAAAUCCCGUAACAGUUCCGCAGCUAGAAAAACCGGACCGACCACCGCGGCUAUCUCUCCUCUCCUCGGCUCGCUCCGCCGUUAACGUUAACUUCCCGGUGUUUGCUCUGACCGGGAGAAGCUACAGAGAUGUCCGACGACGGUGGCUCGGCUGUUGGCCUUCUGUCUUACGAGACGCUGGUUCACGCUGUUGCAGGUGCAAUGGGGAGUGUGACAGCUAUGACCGUCUUCUUUCCUUUGGACACAGCCAAAAGCAGACUGCAGGUGGAUGAGGAGCGAAAAUCUAAAUCUACCCCCGUCAUCCUGGCUGAAAUAGCAAAGGAAGAAGGCCUUCAGUCUUUGUACAGAGGCUGGUUACCAGUCAUCUCCAGCCUCUGCUGCUCCAACUUUGUCUACUUCUACACCUUCAACACACUGAAGAAGCUGACGGCAUCCGGUCCAGGCAAGUCCAGCCCCAGCAAAGACCUGCUCAUGGGAGUCAUGUCAGGGGUGGUGAAUGUGAUCCUGACCACUCCCAUGUGGGUGGUCAACACUCGCCUGAAGCUGCAGGGAGCAAAGUUCAGAAAUGAAGACCUCCAGCAGACCCAUUACAGGGGCAUAUUUGAUGCUUUCUCACAGAUUAUAGCCAUUGAGGGUGUGGGAACUCUGUGGAACGGCACUCUGCCCUCUCUCAUCCUCGUCCUCAACCCGGCCGUACAGUUCAUGUUUUAUGAGGCCAUGAAGAGGAAGGCAGGGAAAGGAGGGAAGAAGAUUUCCUCAGCAGAAAUCUUUCUCAUUGGAGCCAUUGCCAAGGCCAUUGCUACCACCGUGACAUAUCCUCUUCAGACAGUUCAGGCCAUCCUGAGGUUUGGCCAGUACAAACGUGACGGUAAGGGCGGCGUGAUCGGAAGCCUCUCAAACAUUUUCUCCCUCCUCAUGGACAGAAUCAAGAGGUAUGGUGUUCUGGGUUUAUAUAAAGGCCUGGAGGCCAAGCUGCUGCAGACUGUACUGACAGCUGCCCUCAUGUUCGUUGUGUAUGAGAAGAUCACUGGUGCUACCUUCAAAGUCAUGGGCCUUAACAAGAAACUGAAGCAGUGAAUACACGCUCCCUUGAAUACAGUAAUGCAUUAGUACCACCAGUAUGUUCUGUCAACGGCUCAGAUGAUGUGCUUAUUGCCAGGAAUUGUUUCAGCCACAUAAAGGUUGUAAUAAGAGGUGGGAUUGGUGCCUUUGGGGCCACAGAUUCCCACACUUGCUUAAAACAUACACAAUAACAAGAUCUGGGUGUAACACCUAAUCCCCUUGCUUUCUUUAACUGGGUCCAUUUGUGCAGACGGACCUUUGAUUUUCUCCACUGGUGAAUCCAUGUUGCGAUGGAUCACAGUGAUCUUGCAGGAGCUUAAUUUAGUUUGAUUUUCAUACCAACCUUCUCAUCAAAAUCUUGGCAAUAAAGUGAAUGAGCUUUUUUUUAAUUUUUUUUAUUUUUUUCCAAAAGAGGAGACCAAUAAUUUAGCUACUUAGCGAGGUAUUGCCUUGAUCUAACUUAACUAGCUACUGGACCACUGUUCACACACUCUUAUGUUAUAACUGUGAAUUUAAAUGAGUUUGAUUGAAACCCUCAUGAAAAGUCCUGCCAGAUAAAUGUAAUGAAAUCAAUAACUGAAAGGGAGAAGGUGCAGAGCUUGCAUUCAUAUUUAUCGAUCUGUGUGUAAAAUCUGCACCUUCCCAGCUCAGCAAUGUUUUUAUUUUAACAUUUAUAUAACAAUAUUAGGUAAAAUUAAUUUAAUAUAAAUGCCAAUGAGCACUUAAUCCAUCAGUCUGAGAGUAAAGAUUACAUGUGUACAAAUACUGCAAAAGGUGCUACAUGCCUCUACAUCUGAUCAUGAAAAACUGUACUAUGAACUGAUGUAAGUGCUUUAAAAUGACUGUAAAUGAUUUACACAAACCCAUGAUCCACAGAUCUCUAUUGUCUUCAUGAUUGUAUUGGUCAGUAUGAGCAUUUUGUCACACAGGUGUCUUCCAUUAUUUACCUCAGUGUCUUGUAUCGUGUAGUCAGGGCUUGCAGUAAUUUACAGUACUUGUAAAAAUGUAGCUUUCACUUCCUUCUGUUUAUGUGCACUUUAACUGUACUACAGAAACUAAACAGUAAGGUAAUAAAUGUCGGGGAAGGCAAAAAAAUUAAGUCUUCCAGGAAAGAAAAUAAUAUCUGAGGAUAGCAGGUGUGUGACAAAGCAGGAAGCACUGAACAAAUAAAAUGUCAGGUGAGACUGGAGAACCAAAUCUUUAAUAGUUUAGGAGACCAAAGCUGGUGAAUAUGUUGCUGUUAGUUAUAAAACAAUGGCAAAGCAGUGACACAUUUGGACAACAGUAUGCUACACCAUGGGUAUUAAUAUCUUCUUCAUAACUGCCUUGACUUUUUAUUUGCUCCCAAUGACAGGACAUCACAUUGCUGAAAUGUUUUGUUUUAACAGUUUACAUGAACAUACUGCUUAUACAAUACUUGAAGUCAUCUUCAUUCAAUUACACAACUUUGUUUUAACAUAUAAAGUCUUUUCUAAUUUAAUUUCAUUUGACAUAGCACUGUUUGUGGUUCCAUUUAUUGGAAUAACAAUGGAAUAAUAAAGUUUGACAAACCAUA
Micropterus salmoides (largemouth bass) is the source of this 2737-nucleotide messenger RNA. It is a transcript of the gene slc25a17l, whose product is annotated as peroxisomal membrane protein PMP34. Gene Ontology annotation, molecular function: AMP transmembrane transporter activity; coenzyme A transmembrane transporter activity; FMN transmembrane transporter activity. Gene Ontology annotation, cellular component: peroxisomal membrane. Bases 250 to 1197 code for a protein of 315 amino acids. The record is from RefSeq and is a predicted model, not a curated record. The transcript has 9 exons. Lineage: Eukaryota; Metazoa; Chordata; Actinopteri; Centrarchiformes; Centrarchidae.